GUCUUCAGUGCAGCGUUCUAAGUGGAUUCAAUGUGGGUGGGCGGCAAGAAAACCAAACGACAAAGAAUGCCGGUAGUCGCUGCAUACGGUCGUGUACAACGCCGUAACGUUCACAGGCAAAACAUGUUUUGUUUUUUUCUCUCCAAAUGUUCUGUAUGGAUAGAAAACGCCUUGGCGUUGUAUAAAAAGUAAACAUGAAAAUCGGUUGAGAAAUUAGCAAUUUACGACUUAAUUUCAAGGUCUCAAUAAUUGCCUUUGACGGGAACAUCGACCUCUCCAAUAUGGCCGCCAUGGUGGAACGUUGGUUAGCCGUGCUGCUCACUGCGCUGGCGUAUUCAUUGCAGCUUCUUAGCUAUGAGUGCCUACGUCUGUGAAUCAACGUUUCACGUGUGACUGACAGCUUUUAAAAUUGGCUGUGAACUCCCUUUUCAUUUAAGCAUACAAGCUCCACUACAGAAAUGCAGGUUGACGGAGGAGAGGAGAAGACUGCCAUGCAAGGAGCAGCAGCAGCAGCUCCUGCGGCAGCCACUGUAAAGCCAGUGUGGGCUUUGCUUGAAGAAGCGGGGCAAAUGAAGACAGAAGGGAACGCUUUCUACCGGGAAAAGAACAUCCGCGCAGCUGUUGGCCGUUAUCACCGUGCUCUUUUGGUCCUUCGAAGCCUCAAUUCUGAAGUGCCGUUGACUUUGAAAGGAUUUGGACCUGAGAGGCCAGCUCUCACAUCUGAACAAGAGACAUUCCUCAGAAACACAGAAGUGGACUGCUUCAACAACCUAGCUGCAUGUUUGCUGCAGAAAGAGAAUGUGGACUACGUCCGUGUCCAGGAGUACAGCCUGCGAGUGUUGGAGAAGCGACCAGCUGACGCCAAAGCACUGUACAGGGUUGGCGUGGCUACAUUGGAGCUGGGAGAUGCACAGAAAGCCAAGCAUUACCUGACACAGGCCUGCAAGAUGCAGCCUAACGAUGCCAACGUGAGGAGGUACCUGCAGAUUGUUGAGGAGAAGCUGAGCCAUGAGUUACUCCAGGAAAAGGCCAUGUACCGAGGCAUGUUUUCUUCCAGCAAGAGCAGUGUUGGAGAAUAGGUUAACUCGACUGACGGCUGCCUUAUUCCACCGAAUUCAGAUGACGCCUCAUCCGAGACCAAUAACUUUGUUCAAGCUGAACGGAUGGCAGACCACCUUAAUGUUCUGAAAUGAAAGCCUGAACCACUGGUGUCUUAUUUGUUUCAGAGGUGAGUGAGGGACAGCAGUUAUCAAAGGUUUGGAUAGACUUUAUCAUACUAUUGAAUGAGAAACUGUGUCCAAACCUUUGACUUGUAUUGAAUGUUAACCAUAAAAAAAUUAGGUCUCAGCAAGUUAAAACGAGAAAUGGUGUUUCCUAGCAACAUGGAGAUCGUAUAUCAAGAUCUGAAUAUCCGACAUGAUCACAUAGGUGCCUCUGAAACCGAAGACUUUGUCGUCUUUGUGCAUUUUCAACCACAUCGUUUUGUUUUAUAAAUUCUACAGGGCCUAUCAACCCAGUUUUAAUGUAUCUGAUGUAUGCCUUUGUAUUUAUGACACAGUGGCUGUUUAGUUUGAGAUUUUAUUUAUUGUGAAGUCACACUCAAUAAUUAUUUCAAAAUCCUGAGCACAUUCAAGAUAAAAUGUUUUGUUUUGGUCAACAUUUGUCCAGUAUGAUUGUACUUCAGAGGCUGGAUUGCCAAUAAUAAUAAUAAUAAAAAAAAGAAUGUUCUCACAAUAACUGAUCACUGAACUUGUCACAGAGGAGCAUGCAUAAGAGUGCAUACAAAUAAAUUCAUAAGUUACAGCAUUCAAGUCGCUGAUAUGAGUAUAUUCACUGUCUUACUAUUACUGUAGCUACUUUUACCCAGAGUCGUGCUCUACAAAACCUCACAGAAAUGCACGUUUAUAUGGAUCUUUGUGUCAUCAGAUGCUGAUAGUUUACAUUCUCUUUUGUACACUUCCGGCGCUCUCCUAAAGAGAUUCAGUGCAGUCAAGUUCCCUAGCCAUCUAUUUAGGUUUCAAGCCCCUUUGGAAGUAAUACAUUUUAUGGAUGUGCCUGAGAUGAACUCUCCAGCUAAUGUGUGGUUGUUGAGAGAACCUGUAUUCAGUAUCUCCAGUUCAAAAGCACUACUUUUUAAAUUUUACAGUUUUAACAUCAGUCAGCUGAAACAUCACUUCUUUGAUGGUUUCUGUUUGAGGCUUAAGGACCUCAUGGAGCCAAAAACUCGCCUCCCCAAGUCCCUCAGGGAUCGAGAACGCUGGAGGGGCAGUCUUGGUGGUGGGGAUGGAGAGAAGGAGGGAGAGGAAAGAGGAGUGAGGGAGUGACUGCUGCUCUCGAAGCUCUGAGAGCAGGAGAGGUUAAAGAGGCUUGCAGUGGACGAGAGGUGCUUGUCCUCAUUUGAGCUCAGCAGUCUAGCACCCUCAUCCCUGCCCGCAGUCAUGGCACUUUGCCCCACAUCGAAAGAGGAAACCCAGUUUGACUGUCUUGUGGGCUUAUCUUGGUUGUGAGGCACUAGCAAGCCCUGAGACUCACUCCUGAACAGAGACCUCCUGGACAUCCUGACACUGGAGCUCCUUUUCUCUCCACCCUCCUUCCCCCUCUUCUUGGUGAAAACAGGUGAGCUUUCUACCUUUGGCCUCUUGUCUUUAGCGCAAGGUGCCACCUUCACCCUUCUCUGUUCCCCCCUCCAGCUUCCACCGAUGGUCCUUGUCCAUCCGUAGCCAUACUCUGCCCUAUCCAUCUCCUCCCUCUGAGUGUCUUUUCCCCAGAGGCGACCCUCAAAAGCUCUGCUAAGUUUGUUGGUCUUUCUGCAUGAUGGUGUCUCCUCAUCCUCACACCAAGCAGAGCCAUAUUCCUCCCUCUUGGCAUAGCUGCUCACAGUCGCUGCCCUGAUCAGCAUGUGAGACCCAUGCUUGCCUCUGUAAAGCCCAUCCCCCUCCACCCUAUUCCAGCUCCCACCAGACUCACUUCCUCCCCCAGUGUGUCGAAGGGACCCACUCCUGGGAUGGAUGCCACAAUACUCCGCAGAUGUCCUGGUGGUAGCGCGGGGAAGCGAACACUGGAAAGGGGCGUCUCUUCGGAAAACUGAGAGAGGGGUCGCUCCCAUUGGAGAGGGUUGGAGAGGACGUGGAGGAGAGUGGGCUCUUUGCACAG
Molecule: messenger RNA, 3153 nt
Organism: Phycodurus eques (leafy seadragon)
Lineage: Eukaryota; Metazoa; Chordata; Actinopteri; Syngnathiformes; Syngnathidae
Gene: ttc9c
Product: tetratricopeptide repeat domain 9C
Exons: 4
Coding region: 459-1079 (206 amino acids)
Molecular function (GO): protein binding
Source: RefSeq, a predicted model, not a curated record